CACUCACUCACUUACUGACAUACACUGAUAAUACUACUACCUACUACCUACUACUCUUCUCACUCUUCACCGUCUUGAUCUUGGUUCUAAUCUCCGGCUAACUAACUAACCAACUGCCAUCCAUCUUUUGCCUUUACCUAUGCUUCUCUCUUCCCGCCGCCGCCAUGCCGUAGAGGGGGAAGUCACCGGUUCACCUGGAGGCCCUUGAUUAAGUGGGCUUUAUUCCCCUUGUGUCAAUUUUAUGCCAGACGCUGUGCUCUUUGAUGCUGCUGUGCUGCUGCUGCGUGCACUCCGUCCAUCUUGAACUUCUGCUUCUCGUCUGCGCGUCACAUUCAACUCUCCUCUGGGAUCUCGUCGCGUCGUUCAACUGCUGCAAUGUUUGCGUCAUUGCUGAGGCGUGGUCGCAAACGCCGUGCAUCUGAGCAUUCGCCAUACUCCUCGCCCUACAUGAGCCGUGUUCUUGACGAUCGACAAGAUGGUGAGGACGCGUCUGACAACGGAGGUCCUGCUGGCGAUGACUAUGGCGUCGACGACGAGGACGAAGAGGACGAGCCUCUGCUGCCCAUCUUCUCUUCUGAGCAUCUCGAUCGUCUACCUACAUACAAUACCACACACUCGUUGAGAAUGCUAGUGAUGCAGAAAUGUGAGACCACAAUCUCGUGGGAUCAGCUGCGCUCUCCGCAGGUCUCGCAAUUCCUCGUCAAGCCCAUCCAGCAGCAGAUUCGCGCCUCCUUCUUCACUAGAGCCACCCUUUACGCCCUGAUAAGCAAUUGCCUACAAUUUGAAAAGGAAGCACAGACAAACCCUGGCAAUAUGGGCGUAAGUCAGACAAGAGCUGUGCUGUGUGAGCUGCUAGCAGUACGUUUGCUCAAGGAAUACUCGACGCGAGAACUCAUAGAUGCUCUAUUCUAUGACUUCGACCCGCUCCAAGGUUUGCAAAAUCCGGCCACCGGUCGAGUGAGCUCAAACACUGCUAGAUUGACUCGCAUUUCUACCAUCGAGAUUGCAAUCCGAGCCCAAGCAAAGAAGUUCCUAGCACAUCCACUCAUUGUACAACAGCUAGAGGCUGUGUGGGCAGGUACCAUAGUCUUUCACUCAGCCGCAGAUUAUUUGCAUCGAAAGCCUCCUAAGCAAAGAGCAACUGGACAACGAGACUACGGCACUCUUGCCAACAGUAACUCGAACCAAACUCCUUCUAAACCGAGUACUACUGCCACCGCUCUAAUGAAUCAGGCUGUCUCCUCGAGCAACCCAGAAUUUGUCCGUCGCUCAGUCACCCUCUAUGAUCCGCAUGAUGCCUCACUGUUCAAGUUAUCACGUUUACGUGUCCCGCGUUAUCGCCAGCUGUUUUCGACCUUCUCGUUUGCUGUCAUGCUUGGCCUCUUUGUUGCCGUGUUGGCGCAGAAGUCGCUGGACAUCACUGCCCUCGAAGUGGUAUUCUGGUUCUGGAGUGCUGGCUUCAUGCUUGACGAAGUCGUGGGUUUCACUGAGCAAGGUUUCGGCCUGUAUAUCAUGAGUGUCUGGAACGCUUUCGACCUGGGCAUUUUGCUCUUGUUCGUCGUGUAUUAUGUGUUAAGACUGUACGGAAUUAUCAUGCCAGAUGCCCGGAAACACCAUGUUGCAUCGAUGGCUUACGAUGUUCUUGGCUCUACUGCUGUGCUUCUAUUCCCAAGACUGUUCUCCGUCCUGGAUCAUUACCGAUACUUCUCCCAGCUUCUGAUCGCUUUCCGCAUGAUGGCGCUCGACCUUGCCGCAGUGCUGAUCUUGAUUCUCAUUAGCUGCAGUGGCUUCUUCGUGGCAUUUACAUUGUCCUUUAGCGACGAGAUUCCUAAUGCAGGCAGUGCGGCAUAUGCACUGUUUCAGAUGCUAAUGGGCUUCACACCAGCAGCAUGGGACAUCUGGGAGAACUACAACCCGUUGGGCAAAGCGAUAUUGACGUUGUUCCUCAUAAUAUGCCAUUUUCUCAUCGUUACCAUUCUCAUCACUGUGUUAACAAAUUCAUUCAUGGCAAUUGUACGGAAUGCUAACGAAGAACAUCAAUUUCUUUUUGCCGUCAACGCCAUCUCCAUGGUCAAGUCAGACGCCUUAUUCUCAUACGUAGCACCGACCAACGUUCUUGGAUGGCUAUUAUCACCUCUGCGGCACGCCAUGCCGUUCCGACAAUACGUGAAGAUGAAUCGAACCUUGAUCAAGAUCACACAUUUUGGAAUCCUCUUCUUUAUCUUCCUCUACGAAAGACUCGUUCUCGCACGCCGCACCGAGGGACCAACCGAUCUCGUGGAGCAACGCGGACGCCAACCCCACAGGAUACCCGCCUUCAGCAUUCGCGGCAACGAUCUAUUCAGUCCACACAUUAGAGAACCAUCAAUGGCCACUUUCCGGCAAGAUCGGGCGCUCGAGGAGGUCUUCCGUCGACCUUUUCGAGGUGACACUAUCAAGCAAUCUCCUGCGCCCCAAGAUCUCCAAAGACGAUCGACGCAUGUUGUGCAUGACUGGAUGCAACGCGCUGAUAAUGAAGGCGGUGCAUCACCACCACUUGAGCAACCGAGGUCUGUCCUCGAUCGAUUAGAGACCCGCCGCGCAAAACAGCGUCGCACAAAAACAGUUGACCGUUUGCCUAUGAGGUUCCCACGUAUACAAAGAUCUUUCACGUCGGAUCCCGAGGAUCUAAAAGCUAAGCCUGUUGAAGAUCCCAUCUUAGAAGUGGACGAACCUGAUGUGAUUAUGGGCAAGCCUCUCGAAGGAGAAGAAGGCGAGGAUGGAGAUGACGAGUUGAUCACGCUUGAUGACGAUAUCGAUGAUCAGAACGACGAGGCAUCAGACAAGGAGAUAGCGCUUGGUGAAAAGGACCAUGAUGGCUCAGGCUCCGAAGACUAUUUCCGAACGCCAGCGACGUCCAAGCACAAGUCGCCAAAAUUUCCUGGCUCGAUGGAAUCAAGAACUCUGUCAUCCUCUUAUCGACCUGGUGGGCAUACCAGGAAUAUCUCGACCAAUACCAUCCUCUACGUGCCGAGUAUCGCUCCAGCCAGCAUCCAGCCAAAGCUACCUUCCCACCCACGUUCCAUAUCCCCGAACAAACGGCCACCAACGGCACGGCCAUCUACUCGGGCUGGCACAGGUACUCGAACGCCAGUCCGCCAUGGACAGAUGGCAGAACCAGUCCGCUCGAAACCGCGCCCAAUCAUGCCUGAACGUGACAAUUUCCAGACUACACCGACUUCCGCAACGUUUAUACACCUCAACGCCCGCGACAGGAUCCCAUCGAUGAAUGCACGGGCUCUGGACUUGGCAUCAGAUAUUGGAGACAAUCGGCACGUUCCCGACAAUCUAUUGGGAGGUAUGGCUGCUAGCUUUGGAACGCAGAUGGAAUACGCACAAAGACAGAAACAAGAGGAGGGGAAGAUGGUUGACCGGAUUAUGCUUGCCCGCAUGGGUCAGCUGGAGGAAGGCUUCCGAGAAGUGGUCCGGGAAGUCAAGGAAUGGCGCGUACGAGACAGCAAGACGGCGAGCAAGGCCACGAGUAUAAGGAGCAGCAUUGGCGACACAAGUGCGAAUCAGUCAGCUGUACUUACCGGCCUGCAGCUGCAAAGACGGAAGAGCAAGAAAGAGAAGGGAAAGGCCAAGAUGGGGUCGAGGAAAGAGAGCACAGACACUGUUGUGCACCCACAAGAAGCUGCCCACGACGAAAAUAAGGUGCCGCCGUCUGUCACUGACCAGGCCAUGCAAAACUCACCAACCGACGGCUCGAAUUACUCCAUGCCAGGAGAGCGAUCGUCAGUCUGAGGGGCCUAGGUCAAGCAAGCAUCAUAUCGGCGUUCGGAAUAUCAUCGCAUGCAUUAUCGGCGUUGGAGCAAUAAUUUUCUGCAUUUGACUUUGAGACAUGGAUGUCUGUGUCCCGAAAUUGACGAGCUACAACUCAGUCUUUGCAACAGUCAACAGUUUGCUAUUAGCGAGGUCGAUCUGCAGGGAUCAUGUACAAACACGUCUGUCUGUAUCGGGGCACUGUUUCGCAUAUAUAUCGAUUAGCGACACAUGUUAAAGUAAUAUAAUUCUUACAUAUUCUC
Pseudovirgaria hyperparasitica is the source of this 4064-nucleotide messenger RNA. RefSeq lists its product as uncharacterized. Lineage: Eukaryota; Fungi; Ascomycota; Dothideomycetes; Acrospermales; Acrospermaceae. The record is from RefSeq and is a predicted model, not a curated record. Bases 376 to 3783 code for a protein of 1135 amino acids. Gene Ontology annotation, biological process: monoatomic ion transport; transmembrane transport. Gene Ontology annotation, cellular component: membrane. The transcript is spliced from 4 exons. Gene Ontology annotation, molecular function: monoatomic ion channel activity.